Messenger RNA from Botrytis byssoidea, 492 nucleotides. RefSeq lists its product as uncharacterized. The transcript has 3 exons. NCBI's taxonomy places the organism in Eukaryota, Fungi, Ascomycota, Leotiomycetes, Helotiales, Sclerotiniaceae. Gene Ontology annotation, molecular function: DNA binding; protein heterodimerization activity; structural constituent of chromatin. The record is from RefSeq and is a predicted model, not a curated record. Bases 1 to 492 code for a protein of 163 amino acids. Gene Ontology annotation, cellular component: nucleosome.
AUGUCGCAAAUGCAAAAGAAAAAGCAGCGUUUGUCACUGGACGACGAAUCAGCAGGGGGUACCCCAAGAGCAAACGCACCAGGCAGACCAGCAGGAAAAUCUGUUGCGGGAAAGAGCAUGAGUAAAAAAGCAAGGGAUAGUGCUGUUAGAGCCGGAGAUCCAAUUCCCCAAGGAAAAAAGCGCCGUUAUAAACCUGGUACCUUGGCUCUAAAGGAAAUUCGCAAGUUCCAGAAGUCUACCGAUCUGCUCCUUCUCAAACUUCCCUUCUCACGUUUGGUCCGUGAAAUCGCUCUCUCAGUACGUCCUCAAGGUGAGGGAAUGCGCUGGCAGUCACAAGCUAUUCAAGCGCUUCAAGAAUCAGCUGAAGCAUUUCUUGUCCAUCUGUUCGAAGAUACGAACUUGUGUGCUAUUCAUGCCAAGAGAGUCACAAUUAUGCAGAAGGAUAUACAACUUGCAAGACGUAUUCGAGGUGCAUGGGGUGGUUUGGGUUAG